AUGAUCCUCGUAAAGUUACGAGAGGGUCAGGGGUCUCAUCAAUUACAACAGUUCGGCAAUAAUGCUGGGUGUGGAACUGGGAAUUAUGCAAAAGCAUUCGUUGAUAUGGGCGUCGGUCAGAUAACGAUUUUGGACGCGUCAACUGGAAUGUUAGAGAAAGCUAAAUCCAAACUUGCUGACUACAUGGCGAGGGGAGUGGUUAAAGAGGCUAUUGAGGCAAAGAUGCCUCCCAUCCCGUUUCCAGAUGAAUCUUUUGAUGCUGUCGUAUUUAAUUUGGUUUUGAAUCAUCUAGACAUAGAUAAUCCUGCUUUUCCGAAUAGUGUGAAGACACUGAAAGAGUCUGUUAGAAUCUUACGACCAGACGGGCUGAUUAUUAUUUCAACAGUCCUUACAACAACGGUUUCUAGGAUCCAGUGGUUCUCUCAGCUGAAUAUGGAAAUUACGAAUCGAUAUAACGCAUCAGUUAUGCCUUCACUGGAACAGUUUGAACAAAUGUUUGAAGAUGCUGGUAUCAAGUGUAUACAAAAAAUAAACACAUUGGGUGCAGAUAUUAUCAAAAAUUAUUACAACUUAGAUGAUAUUUUAGACGAGUCCCUACGUGCACCCCGUCCAUACUGGACAUUUGCAACAAAAGAAGAGGUAGCUGAUGUUGUUCAGAAAGUCAAAGCCUUAAAAGCUAAAGGAGAAUAUGAGAAAUGGGUCAAGGAACAUGAUCUCACUAGUACCACAGGUGUUGUCACCAUAUUCUUUUGUAAACCAAAUUAAGGUUACAUGUAAUAAACAACUUAAGUAGUCCAUAGACAGAAUAAUCACAU
Messenger RNA from Mercenaria mercenaria, 815 nucleotides. RefSeq names its product ubiquinone/menaquinone biosynthesis C-methyltransferase UbiE-like. Bases 1 to 765 code for a protein of 254 amino acids. Lineage: Eukaryota; Metazoa; Mollusca; Bivalvia; Venerida; Veneridae. The transcript has 3 exons. The record is from RefSeq and is a predicted model, not a curated record. Gene Ontology annotation, molecular function: S-adenosylmethionine-dependent methyltransferase activity.